GGGCACUUCAGCUCGAGCUACAGAAGAAUUCGUCGCAUUUCUAUUUUACUUUCUCUUUCUCUGGAGAAAAAAAAUCUCGCUUCCAUUGGAGAGAGAGAGAGAGAGAGAGAGAGAGAGAGAGAGAGAGGUCGCGAGCUCAGGAGGAAGAGGCAGGCGGCGGCGGCAGAUCGGGCGGCGCCGUGCAGCUCAGGGGCACCGGUGAGGGCCCGCCCAUGCGUCAGUGAGGUGGUGGGGCCCGCUUGGCGCUGGAGUUGGAAUGGCGGCGGUGGGGAGAUUGUGGGCGGUGGUCGUCGCGGUGGUGCUGGUGGUCGGGCCAGGACGGGUCGUCGCCAACACCGAGGGUGAUGCUUUGUAUAGCCUGCGGCAAAGCUUGACAGAUGCUAACAAUGUAUUGCAGAGUUGGGACCCCACUCUUGUUAAUCCCUGUACAUGGUUCCAUGUUACGUGUAACAACGAUAACAGUGUAAUCAGAGUUGACCUUGGAAAUGCACAAUUAUCUGGUUUACUAGUGCCCCAGCUUGGUCAGCUGAAAAAUCUCCAAUAUUUGGAGCUUUACAGCAACAACAUAAGUGGGACAAUACCCCCUGAACUGGGCAACCUAACUAACCUGGUUAGUUUGGAUCUGUAUAUGAAUAACUUCUCUGGCAAUGUCCCUGACAGCCUGGGGAAUCUAUUGAAGCUGCGCUUUCUCCGUCUUAACAACAACAGCUUGUCUGGUCAAAUUCCUAUAUCCUUGACCAAUAUCAGCACUCUCCAAGUACUGGAUCUCUCAAACAACAACCUCUCAGGAGCAGUCCCAUCGACUGGCUCCUUUUCACUCUUCACCCCUAUAAGUUUUGCCAACAACCCACUUCUUUGUGGUCCUGGUACUACGAAGCCCUGCCCUGGGGCUCCUCCUUUUUCCCCACCUCCUCCAUAUAAUCCUCCAUCACCUCCAACUCAAUCAACUGGCGCUUCUAGUACUGGAGCAAUCGCUGGAGGUGUUGCUGCCGGUGCGGCAUUGGUGUUUGCUGUUCCUGCAAUUGCAUUUGCAAUGUGGCGCCGUCGUAAACCUGAAGAGCAUUUCUUCGAUGUACCUGCUGAGGAGGAUCCAGAAGUUCAUCUUGGUCAGCUUAAGAAGUUCUCAUUGAGGGAGCUUCAAGUUGCAACUGAUAAUUUCAGCAAUAAGAACAUUUUAGGGAGAGGUGGUUUUGGAAAAGUGUACAAGGGAAGGCUCGCUGAUGGCUCAUUGGUAGCAGUGAAAAGACUAAAAGAGGAGCGUACACCUGGUGGUGAGCUCCAGUUUCAAACGGAGGUUGAGAUGAUUAGCAUGGCAGUGCACCGGAACCUUCUCCGACUUCGUGGUUUCUGCAUGACACCUACUGAACGGUUGCUAGUAUAUCCAUACAUGGCUAACGGGAGUGUCGCAUCACGUUUACGAGAGCGCCAGCCAUCUGAACCACCUCUUGAAUGGGAUACAAGAAGACGGAUUGCACUGGGAUCUGCAAGAGGACUCUCUUACUUGCACGACCACUGUGAUCCCAAGAUCAUCCAUCGUGAUGUCAAAGCGGCGAAUAUUCUUUUGGAUGAGGACUUCGAGGCAGUUGUGGGUGAUUUUGGGCUUGCCAAACUUAUGGACUACAAGGAUACCCAUGUAACAACUGCUGUUCGUGGAACAAUUGGACAUAUUGCUCCCGAGUACCUUUCCACUGGGAAAUCCUCUGAGAAGACAGAUGUUUUUGGCUACGGAAUCAUGCUUCUGGAGCUCAUUACUGGACAGAGGGCAUUUGAUCUUGCUCGUCUUGCAAACGAUGAUGAUGUUAUGCUGCUUGACUGGGUGAAAGGAUUGUUGAAGGAGAAAAAGGUUGAGAUGUUGGUGGACCCAGAUCUGCAGAACAACUACCAAGAGACCGAGGUGGAGAACCUGAUCCAGGUGGCACUGCUCUGUACACAGGGCUCCCCGUUGGACCGUCCCAAGAUGUCAGAGGUGGUGAGGAUGCUCGAAGGUGAUGGGUUGGCGGAGAGAUGGGAUGAAUGGCAGAAGGUGGAGGUGGUGAGGCAGGAGGCUGAGUUGGCUCCUCUCCGCAACGACUGGAUUGUCGAUUCCACAUAUAACCUUCGCGCGGUGGAACUGUCCGGCCCAAGGUGACAGCCUGACAAGCAUCAUCACUCUACGGCUCCGACAAAAUCAAAACUUAAUUGGCAGCUUCAGUCUAAUUGUUGCCUGUGUAUAUGAAAGGUAGCUUUGGUCUUGUUAGUGACAGUUUCAAGGGAUGAUAUAUUUUUUUUUUUGAUUCCUCACUAGCCUCAGAAGUUGGAGCUAGGCUGCUGUUGUUUGCUAAGGUGGAAUUCGUAUAUUUGAGGUGAAUUUCUAAAACAAUGUUUUGGUGGUC
Molecule: messenger RNA, 2372 nt
Organism: Phragmites australis (common reed)
Lineage: Eukaryota; Viridiplantae; Streptophyta; Magnoliopsida; Poales; Poaceae
Product: LRR receptor kinase SERK2-like
Exons: 11
Coding region: 257-2128 (623 amino acids)
Biological process (GO): protein phosphorylation
Molecular function (GO): protein kinase activity; protein binding; ATP binding
Source: RefSeq, a predicted model, not a curated record